GUAAAAAAAAGGCGGUAAUCAUCGAAGCAGGAAAAUCGGGGCGUUUGCCCCGUCAGCUCCAUUUCACAUCGCAGUCCUCUGCACAUGUGUGCCGGGAGAUAGUGUGCUAUCGCGCGGGUGCGACUGCGAGUGCGACUGCGAGUGCGACCGCGAGUACGAGUGCGAGGCCGUCGGUACUUUCGGUACUCUUUUCGGAGGAGGAGGCGAUUGUGGUCGGUACUUAUCGGUGCUUUCGUCGGGCCUGCGGGGUGAAAGCCCGGCUGGGAUGAAGCUGAUCGAAGGUGGCCACGAUGUGAGAAGCCGGAAAGCGAAGGCGGUCAGAGGAUGCCUCGACUCCAUUCGAAGCCCGUGCUUCUCUCCGCCGCGGCGAUCGCGAUCGUUCUCUUCGUGGCUUCUCGUGGCCUCACGCGUGAGCCAUCAGGCUCACGCGUGAUCAAUGCGUUCGCCUUUCAAGAGAGGAAGCCCUUGACGAAGGAGCAGAUCGAGUCCCUCCAGAGCGAUUCUGCGUCCUCGGACGCGAAUUCUUUGUCCAGGACGUGGUGGUUCUUCAGACGCGGAUCGCUGCGGCCGCUGGAAGGAACGAUCAGCGCGGACUCCUUGUUUCCGUCCGACGAUCGCAGAAGCGGCGACCGAAUCGCGAAACAGCUGCUGUACGCGACGAGCCGAGGCGCGACGAAGCUGAAGACGAUUCUGCUGUAUCACGAUGCCUGGCCCGGCGUUCGACUGGGCCGGGACCAGUUCCUCGAUCAGCGGUGCCCCGUGGACGCGUGCCGUCUGACGAUGGAAAGGUCGGACGUCGCCGACGCAGUGCUGUUCAAGGAAUUCGUGCCGGAAACCGUGGAAUUCACCCGUCCGCCAGACCAACUGUGGAUCGCGAACCUGCUCGAGAGUCCGCCGAACACCGACACGACCGGCCAGGCCCGCGCCAACUGGACCGCCUCGUACCGGCGCGACAGCGAGAUCGUCACGCCCUACGAGAAGUGGGUGCACUACGAUCCAGACGCGAAGGCCAAAACCCAGACGAGGAACUACGCGAAGGGCAAGACGAAGAAGGUCGCGUGGUUCGUGUCCAACUGCUUCUCCAAGAACGGGAGGCUCCUGUACGCCCGAGAAUUGGCGAAGCACAUCGACGUGGACAUUUACGGUGCUUGCGGCGACCUCCAGUGCCCUCGCGAGGAUGGGACCUGCUUCCAGAUGCUCUCCCAAGACUACAAGUUCUACCUGGCCUUUGAAAACUCCAAUUGCCGCGAGUAUAUAACGGAAAAGUUCUUCGUGAAUGGGCUCGGGAACGACAUCUUGCCGAUCGCAAUGGGGGCUCCUAUGGAAGACUACGAAAGAGCGGCGCCCAAGAAUUCCUUCUUGCACGUGGACAACUUCACCUCCCCGGCAGACCUGGCAGCUUACCUGCACAAACUGGACCGGGACGAUUCCCGCUACAACGAGUACUUCCAGUGGAAGGGAACAGGAGAGUUCAUCGACACCCGAUUCUUCUGCCGGCUCUGCGCCAUGCUCCACGCCAAAGACAAAGUCCCUUACAGCGGCAAGGGGCCAGAACUGGAGGCCUGGUGGGGAGGUCCCGGCGUCUGCAAGUCUGGCUCGUGGAGGAACGCUUCUCGUUCUUUGGCCCCACUCGGCCCAUCGUUUGAGGAGGAGGAUGAAGUAGAGCGGACGUCCUUCCGGCCGCAGCAUGUGGUGGAGGUCGUCUCACUCUCCAUCCCGCAAUCAACUAUAUUCCAUUACAAUAGCUCACAGCGUCUCUUGCUUGUGUCUCGGGAAGGGAGUCAUGGAGGAAGGAAGCCUCCCUCACGGGAUGCCAUCGGGUUGCCGUCGUUAGAGACUCAGAGUGCAAGCGGAGUUUCAUCUGAGGGCACGGGCGCUCUCUUUCCUGGUGGGGCGCUCGCCUUCCUGGUGGGGCGCUCUCUUUCCUGGUGGGGCGCUCGCCUUCCUGGUGGGGCGCUCGCCUUCCUGGUGGGGCGCUCGCCUUCCUGGUGGGGCGCUCGCCUUCCUGGUGGGGCGCUCGCCUUCCUGGUGGGGCGUUCUCCUUCCUGGUGGGGUGCUCUCCUUUCUGGUGGGGCGCUCGCCUUCCUGCCCCACCUCCGCGAAAGCUGGCCCGCGAACGCGGCAUUUCGCAGCGGCGGUGAGGGAGUCCCCAGCGUUCAGGAGGGAAAAUCCUCCGCGAAUAUCGCUGUAGAGCCAUUACAACGAGACGAUUUUCGUCAUUUCGACACAGGAGCGGACUCCACGACCGGGUCGUGGUGGUAUUUCAACCGCGGGUCGUCCAGGCCGCCGCCGGACGCCAUUAGCGCCGAGUCCUUGUUCCCGUCUCCUGGCGGACGCGGCGACGAUCGAAUCACGAAACAGCUCAUGUAUUCCCCGAGGCGAGAAGAGGGAAGCGCGGCGAAGCUGAAGACGAUCCUCCUGCAUAACAACGGCUGGCCUUGGGUCAAACUGGGUCGGGAGGAGUUCCUGAACAAGCAGUGCCCGGUGGACACCUGCAGUCUGACGCUGGAUAAAUCAAAUCCCGCCGACGCAGUUCUAUUCAAGGAUAACGCUCCUCAGAGAUCAGACCUCGGUAGCCCGUCGGGCCAGGUGUGGAUCGUGAACAUGCUAGAAAGUCCUCUCCACACCGGGUAUUCGGGCGGGACGAGCGUCAACUGGACCGCCACUUACAUGCGCGACAGCGAGAUCGUCACACCCUACGAGAAGUGGGUGUACUACGACCCCGGAGUGAAAGCGAAAACCCAAACAAAGAACUACGCCAAAGGGAAGACAAAGAAGGUCGCUUGGUUCGUAUCCAAUUGCAGUGCCAGAAACCAAAGACUGGAGUACGCCCGAGAAUUGGCGAAGCACAUCGACGUGGACAUUUACGGUGGUUGCGGCACCCUCCAGUGCCCUCGCGAGGAUGGAACCUGCUUCAAGAUGCUCUCCCGAGACUACAAGUUCUACCUGUCCUUUGAAAACUCCAAUUGCAUCGACUACAUCACGGAAAAGUUCUUCGUGAAUGGGCUCUGGAACGACAUCGUGCCGAUCGCGAUGGGCGCUCGUCUGGAGGACUACAAAAGAGCGGCACCCAAGAAUUCCUUCUUGCACGUGGACAACUUCACCUCCCCGGCAGACCUGGCAGCUUAUUUGCACAAACUGGACCGGGACGAUUCCCUCUACAACGAGUACUUCCAGUGGAAGGGAACAGGAGAGUUCAUCGACACCCGAUUCUUCUGCCGGAUCUGCGCCAUGAUCCACGCCAUCGACAAAUUCCCUUACAAGCCCUCCAGUUCAAGGAUGGAAAACUUGUGGCAGAGUCCUGGCGUUUGCAGGGGGGGUUCGUGGAGGGAUGCUCCUAAAGGUUGAAUUAUUCCAUUAAUUGGUUUGUCAUACAAAAUAAUGCAGUCAACGAAAACUUUCCAAGAGUGAUGAGAAUGGCCUUUUGUCCUUUCCUAACACUCCUCUGCUUCCGGAGCGCUGUUAAAAAAGUUUGCCAC
This is a messenger RNA of Darwinula stevensoni, 3479 nucleotides long. The record is from the annotation of a GenBank genome assembly. Lineage: Eukaryota; Metazoa; Arthropoda; Ostracoda; Podocopida; Darwinulidae.